CACAGUAUCGAAACUGUCAGACGAAAACUAAACUGUAUGAACUACUAUAAAAAAAAAUAAAAAAAAAUGAAGCAGAAACACCAUGGACAAUCCUUUCGCUAUUACUAUUAAAUUUUACUGGACUAUUUUUAAAUAAUCAUAUAUUUUAUGAGUGUAUAGUGCUAAAUGUUUGUUUUAAUGUUAUUAUUAUAAGAACGUGAAGAGUAAUUGUCAUUUUGAAUCAUUAUUAAAUAUAAUAAUAGCCACACUACAGUCUCAGUUGUACUGAAUAUUGAAUUCUCAAAAUUGUCAACUUACUAACUACACUAAGUACUAAGUGUUAGUGUCAUGUGACAUGUGAUUUUUUUGUGAUUAGAAGACAGGCCUGAUUUAAACUGAUUAGGGGCUAAGCCUAAUAAAUAAAUAGCUCAUAACAACAUUUAUGUAGUGUGGUAUUAUCAGGAUCAUUCUCGUCAUAGGCUUAGGCUUAGAUAAAAUGUCAGUGUGACUUAUAAAAAAACAACUUAUACUACUUAUAUUACAUACUAUAAUAAUAUUAUUAUACUUUUGAUGAUGUAAAUAUAUAAAUGAUAUGAUUCUAUUUUGAUAGAAAAAUUUAAAUUUAAUAAUUCAAUGACUGUGUGACAUCAAAUAUUAAUAUCAAUGCAAUAUUGAAAAUGUGUCCUUGUACUAGCUUUGUAGGCUGUAGUAGGGUAGUCCUCUUACUCUUGGUUAGAUUCAGACUUACUUAUUUGUAUGUUAGUUCUUAUUCAAAAUUUAAUAAGAACUAACAUAAAAAUAAGUAAUAGAAUGACAGUGGAUUAAUUUAUUUCAUAUAAUAAAAAUAAUAAUAAUUUAUAGUGGUGUUUUUAAAAUUUUAAAUAAACCAGUUUGUUUGUCAAAUGGUGAUUAUGUAAUAUUAGAAAUGGGGGGUAAACUAAGAACAAUAUGCUAUAUGUGGGAACAAAAAAUGUAAAUAUUGGACUGAUGGUCUUGAACACAACUUUUGCCAAACUGAUUUUAUAAACAACCUUUUUUGGCUUAAUCAAUUUAACAAUCUGAAUACCAUAACUUUUCUGGCUUCUUUUACUUUUGCAGCCAAUGCAACAAAGUAAAACUAAAAUGUUUGUUCUUGGUCUAAUUAUUAGUCCCAUCAUUAAAGUCUUAAAUUCUUACUACUUUUUUCUUUCUGCUCAAAAGUGAACGCUUCAACCAGUCAGUUUCAUGUGUCUCAAAAUAGGAAAGAUUGCCAAGAUAUGCUAUUUUUAAAUCUACAUAUCAGAAUGAGACAAAUUCGGAGGAGAGGAGGGUUCAUUGAACUUUUACUGAUGAACGCUAUAAAUGUUAUUAAUAAAACUGACAUUACUAUCAUUGUGGAUCAGUUGAUUACUAAAUUAUCAAUUCUUUGAUUCAAAGAGAUCAUAGACACCUUUUAUUUGUCACUACUAAAGUCAAUUUUCUAAUACUGGACUUUUAAACAUGACAAUUCCUCUUUGUUUUUUGUGUGGAUUUAACUUUUUAAUCUAAGAUAUUUCUUUAAUUUCACUAUUAAUAAUUUGACAUAAAUCACUGAUUUUAUUUUUAAUCUUUUUUCCUUUAUAAAUUUGGUUACCUGUAGCCAGAACGUAGAAUAUUGUUUUAAAUCAUGAUUGGAGCAUUUAUUAUAAAAUUAAAAUUUGUCCUCUUCAUUUAAAUUCAGUUUGUAAAGAGCUGCCCUGGUCUUAUAAUCAUUACAAUAGAAGGGUAAGAUAAAAGAUAUGCUCUAAUUUUUGUCUCAAUAUUUUUUUUGGUGUAAAUUAAAAAAAAAAAUGUAGAUAUCAUUUCUUUUGCUAGUUUGAAAUUAAAGCAAUUUAUACUUAGUUUAUUUAUUGUGAAAACUAUUAAAUAUGUUAUAAUGAAAUCUAUAUUAUGAAAUUUAUGUCACACUAUUUUUCCCCAAUAGAUAGAAACUUGUAUGACAAAUUUAGACACUUAUCAAACACUGUCACAACACAAAUUCUUGGAACGCGCACCAAGACACAUGACGCCAUUUGUGGAUGCGUCCUUAUGAAGAAAUCUACAAAGGCUAAAUCUUCAAUUAACCAAUGACCACUUAACAUACGCCUUUACCAUUUUGUGUUAUGUAACAAUGCUAUUUAUUUAUAUAGAACUAGCCUGUUUACUGAGAACUUGCAAAUCAUUCCAUGGUGACCUAUUUAUUUUCUUUUAAAAAAUUUGAAUUUGUAAUGGUAGAUACAUAAAGAAUGUUUACUUAUUUGCUUUUUAGGGCAUUGGUCUUCAAAAUAAAAUAUUUGAAUUAAAAUAUUUCUCAAACGUAUACAAACACAAUUAAAAUAUUUCUCUCCAACAAUCUGUCUAGGGGAAGAAUACAUCUGAAGGAAAUAGGAUCAGAUGCUAUGGCCUAUGUAAUUUCAAGGUUUUAGGGUAAGUAAUUUUCCUAUUUAAUAAUUGGGUCUUUUACUAAUUUGUAGGAACUAGAGCCUACAAAUCCUCAUAUAAAAAAUAAGGUCUGAUAACACUGAAGCCAAUAGAUGCCUUGAUGGCUUUAGCUGAUGUAAGAGCUUUAAUGUUAUCAUCGCUAGUGUAUAGAAUACCUAAUUUCAAUUGUUUUAGUUGGGACAGUUUUUCGUUUGCCAAACUAGAGAUGGCAAGUUGUCAUUGCGGUAGAUUUGUUUGAUCUAAUUUUUCUGCAUUUUUUAUACCAAAAAAAAAAAGGAAGUUUAAACAUGAAGAUAAAAGAGCAUUUUAUCAAUACCUGUGUGCUAUAUUCCUUAAAUUUACUUGGAUGUUAGUUUGGGUAAAAUUUAUAUCAGUACACUGUCCUACUGUUCAAUACCACCCCCUAAUUAAAUAAAUACCCUACCACCCAAAACACAUACAUACGCACCCAAAAGCAGCAACAAAAAAAACAACAAAGACUUGACACAUACAUUUUUAUAAUACUAAGCUGUUUUAAGAUCUGUUGUAUGUUUGAUUAAUGUCAAUAUUUUAAAAAAAAAUACUUUUGCCCUAUAAAUAUUUUCAACACAAAUUUUAGAAUGGCAAAUUCUAUCACCUUUCUCUCAGGCCAAGAAGAAAGUUAUAUCAUGAACUUACAGCGAGUUACUUCCUGUGAUGAUUGGGUGUGGGUCAAAGAAAAAGCCUUUGCAGUGCAAGAAGGUCACACUGUACCCACGUUCAUGGUGGAGUGGAAUGAGCUUGAUAAUGUGUUUGCCAUCACCAGUAGGUACCAAAGCAGAGUUGCAAGGGAUGAAAAAGAUCAUUCUGUAACUGGAGUGUUCAGCAUCGGUGCCUUGCACAUCAUCCAUGAGAUACUGCAUGGCAUAAAUUCAUCUAUCCCUAAGUUACCAUCCAAACUCCCAAAAGAGCCGAGAGGGCUAAAAGCUGUUUUUAUUGGUAUGAAGAUUCCAAAUAACAUGAGGUCAGCAUGUACAGAACUUGAAGAUUAUUUUGUAAAUGUUGCUGAAAAAGUUAGCAGCCAAGUUUUAUAUGAGGUAGGAUUACAUUCAUUGGUGUUAAUAUUGAGCGGCAGAUAAGGGCAUUGAGUUGCUUAAUUUUUUUUGGGGGGUAGGGUGGAGGGGGAGGACGGCGAAGACACAAGACCAAUUCUAAAAUUUUUAUAUUUUUAACAAAGUCUCUUCCUUUCUAUUAUUGGCUUUGAAGCUAUUAAAUCUUAACUUCACAAUCUGGGGUCUAAAUUGUUGGUUAUAUGACAAGAAAGGGAAAAACUUAAUUAAAAUUUAGUCAUCACGGGAAUGACGACAAGAAGGGUAUUUGGCAAAUCUGUAUACAUCAAUAUCUCAUGUAAGUGAAUGUCUAGUUUUUCACUAAAUAAAAAUGAGAAUUAAAAACAAUUUCAGGUUAUGUUUGAAGCUUCAGCUGAUACUCUAGAGAAUUAUUAUGAACAGAUGUCAGAGGUCUAUAAGCAGGACAUGGAACGAGUGAGUGCAUUUUACAUUUUUUAAACCUUGUUUUUUUAAAAUGAACAAUACUAACUUAAUUGAAAUUUCUUUUUUGGUCAAUGAAAUAGACACAUUGUUGAAAAAGAAGUAGUAUAUUCCUGAGCUUUUUUUUUAGCUUUUUGUUCAUUAUUCAGAUUUUCAUUUUUACUCUUCAUUUAGAAAAUCGCACAAUCUGAUGAGGAAUUGAAGAACAUAGCCUUUGAAAGAGAGAACUGUACUGUCAUGAAAGAUCUUGAAGAUAUUUACACAAGGGAAGACGAAGCUGUCAUCCGAUUGAUUUUAACACUGGCAGAUUACUAUAAUUACCAACUGCAGGUACAAAUUCCAUUCUGCUGCAACCUACGUCUCCCUCUAGUGAAAUCUGUGCGUCAGUCUCAUAAUUGGCUCAGAAUUUACAGGGCCCCCUGAAUCAUUUCCCAGCUACACAGUUUUAUCGUGGGUCUAGAAAUUAGAGUGUGUCAAUCAAAUUUUUUAAAAUCUAUUGUGGAAGGAUUUUAUUAAUCUGUUCAUUACACAGGCAUUAAUUUAUGCAAUUCAGAGUUUUCCGCACACUCUCUACGCAUGUUUGCUGGAAGUUUUUAUCCAUGUUUAUAGAUUUUAGUUAUACAAGAAAGUGAAAAGAAAUAUUUCAAACUCACAAACAAAUUUAAAAAAUAUUAUCUAAAAAAUCUAUUCAGGUCUGACACUAGUAGAACCAUUUUGUUUAAAUUAAGAAAUAUGGUCUUGUUUCUUAACCUUUUACUUUUAUGAUGGUGCUAUUAAGUGCAGUGAGAGGAAGUUUAUUUCUGAGGAGAUAGCUACACUGAAUUAUUUAAGAAUUUUUUCUUAGCAUUUAUAGGCUACUUUUAACACAUUAAUUUAAGGUUUUAUCAUUUUUAUCAAAUGCCAUUUUAUUUUUAAAAUUCCAAAAGUUCUACGACAUCUGUUUACUUACUUACUCUUUUGGUAAUUAAAUGCUUAUGUAACACACCCAUCUUUUUAGUUGUUUAAAAUUGAGUUGUUAGAAUCUGUUUUUUAAACAUGACUUGAAAUUUCAUUUCUCAUUUGUCUCAUUUCUGUCAAUAUCAAUACCAUUUGAGUAGUAUUCGUUUUUAUUUCCAGCCAUACCAGGAUAGCCAUUGUUUGGCCAGUAAAGAGAUUCAGUUUUACAGCCAACAGAUCUCAAAUCCUAAUUUAGGGGAGCGGAUAAAGUCUGAGAGUGCAGAAAAACAUCUCUACUGGGCUUGCCUGCUCAUUGAGGUCAAUGAAGUCAUCCAGAAAUUACAGGUGGAACACAAGUCGAUCAUUGUCUCAAUUUACAAUGGUAAUCUUAUAAGGACCUGGAGGGUUGAAUGACCUCCAGGGUCUAUGGUUUAGCUCAGCCCCUUUCAACCUCUUUUAUCUUACGAUACACUAAAACAAAUCACUAAAAUUCUGCAACACACUAUGCAUAUAUAUUAAUAUAUUCACUGUAUUUGUGAGGAGCAGCAUUCAAUCAAAUUAUAAGAUAAUGAUAUAGCCUGGAUGACAUCUUAUAACCCAAACUUUGUAGUUGGUAAAAUUCCAAAGAAAACUUUAUUACAUUGCAUUUUUUUUUAAAAACUUGCUACAUGACUAUGAACAUUUAGUGACACACCAACAUGUUGUGACACACCAACAUGUUGUGAUACACCAUUUGAAAACUGCUAGUGUAAAACAUGUGUUUUGAGUUUGGACAAAAAAUGUUUAAAAUUUUAUUUUACUUGUCUGAUGACAUCACUGUCUUUUUUGCAAUAUUUUUAAAAUCUUCACAAGCAAGACAAAAUAAUUACAAGUCUGGCCUCAAGCAAUUUUUUUAUGACUUGGACUCCUAAAUAAGAUAUGAUAAUAUAAUAUUCUUUUAUUGAUCCUAAUAAAUGGAAAUGUUUUUUCCAAUUUCAUUGUAAAUAUUCAUUUUCAGCACAUACAUAAAUAUUAUUACAGGGACAAACAUUUUUAAACUAAAACAAUUUAAACACAAUAAAUCUAAAGUAUUUCUUAAGCACAAAAAUCAGCCGUCAUAUGCCAAUGAACUUCCACUCAAUUAAUGGCAAUAUUGACUGUAAGAGUGACUAUUUAGAUUUUGUAACAGCCGGGGAAGCACACUAGUAAAUUCUGAUAGAUUGGGGAACAAUUUUUAUAUUUUUCGGUUCUAACUUUGAGGGUAAGAAUUCACCCUGAUUGAGUAGAUCAUAGGUGAAUGUGAUGAAGAGGGUGGGAUGUAUCUGCCAAUAUUUUUUUUAGCUUUACAAAUGCAUAUUACUUCAAAUAGUUCUUCAAGAAAAGAUAGUUUUGUUUAAGCAAUAUUAUUAUGCAAAUCAAUCUCAUAUCAGUAAACUUAUCAUAUCAGUAAACUUUUCAUUAUCAGUAAACUUAUCAUAUCAGUAAACUUAUCAUAUCACAGUAAACUUAUCAUAUCAGUAAACUUAUCAUAUCAGUUAACUUUUCAUAUCAGUAAACUUAUCACAUCUUACAACUUGCUUAUGUUUGCAAUAUCAUUUUCUAACAAUUUUUAUCUUAGGACUUCUGGAUCAAAUCAACAUAGACAAAAACAGGUAUGGAUCAGGGGCUUUUGACUUAGUGGCAGCAAACAGAGAACUGCGGUGAGUAAAAAAAAAUCAUAAAGGCUGUAAAAUUGAAAUAUAUUACCAUAUAUGUUACUUUACUUAAUCUGUAAAAAUUAUGUAGGUAAAUCCAAUGUGUUUUCUUCCCAGUGUUCAUAAUCCACAAAGGUGAUGUUACCAAUAUCAUUUUACUUAACAGCCAUGUUAAGAUUCUUAGGGAAGAGGAAACACUUAUAUAAUCUCAGUCACAAAAAAUGUUAAGAUGCAAUAUUUAAUAGCAUUAAGAGCGAGUAUUGAUCAUAGUAUACAUCAAAAUUGAUUCAAACAAUUAAAACACUGUGGAACUAAAAAGUCAAAAUUAUGACUUUUAUGAGUUCACUCUUAACAGAACUUCAUUUUCAUAACCAGUGAAUUUUACUUGUUCACAGUUUGCUUAAGGAACUGCAUACAGCAAAGGUACAGCUGCUUCUAAGCAAGAGAAAACAACUGAAACAGGAGAAAGAUAAAAUAUAUAUGCAGGUCUGAAAAUUUGCUCAAAUAUUUUUUGGCUAGAUCAGUGGUUGGCAAAUCAAGGCUCGCAAGGCGCAUGCGUCUCUUUACCGACCUGAGUGUGGGUCGGCCAGCCGGCUACAAAUCGGUUUUGACUCAGAAAAACAUGGUUCUUGACAGGUUCUUAAAAAGAAAUUUGGCUCUCAAAAAAAUAUAAUCGUUCUGCUGCUGAUAUUUGGCUCUUUUGACUAAUGAGUUUGCCGACUACUGGGCUAGAUAAUCUUAACCCCUGAUAGUCCUGGCAGAAUCACCAUCUUUAGAAAAGUUUUUUGUUUUUUUAAAGACAUUUUUUUUCAGGAUCAUAAUGUAAUUAAGAUUGCUUAAACAACAUAUUGUAUGGAGUUUUGUGUUCUGCUUUACAUUGUCAGCAAAUGGUUUAGUUAAGGCAUAUGGAAGAAUAUUCCAAAAAUUCUAAAUAAUGGGUUGAUUAAUUUUUUAUGAAUUUUCAACCUGAAAUUUCAGCACAGAAAAAAAGUUUUAGGACCUCAACUCUAAGGAGUAACUUUUUUUCUUGGACAGAUACCAGAGGAUAAAAACACCCACGAGACUCCAGAUGUUUUCAAGCUCAUCACUGAUAAAGACAGACACCAAGAAAAGAUUUUCGACAUUGAAUUGGAUAUUCUAGCUGAGAGGAAGAAACUUAUUGGUACAAAAUUGCAAAUCAGAAAACGCGAGCUUUCAGGUGAUCUUUGCAACUGUUUGUUUUGGUACUUAUGCUAAUGUCAUUAUAGAUUUAUUGGAUCAAAGAAAUAUAAUUAUGAUGGUCAACAAAAACCCAACUAUAACAUUGGUUGGAAAAAAAAGAUGUGCAACAGAUAUCAAAACAUCUGAUUGAAUUUAAAUGUAAUUGUAUGCAUCUUGCUUCUCAAGACCCCACUCUCCUUCCAACCCUGCAAUAUGCCCCACUACACUAAAAAUACCAUUUUUUUAAAAUAUAUUUUUUAAUAUACAACUAAAUCCAUCAUAUCUGCUUGUAUCUUUCAGUACUAACAGUUCAAUGGCUUCUGAAAAGUAGAAUUGGAAUAGAUGUUCUAUAUUAACCUUCAGGAGGCUGUAUGAUAUAAAUAGCUAUAACUGUCUAAUUAAUUAGCUGAUUGGGGGCUCUCGUGUUCAGCCUUGCUACAGUAGAACUAAUAAAAGGAUCACAUAGCACAUCUGUCACCAGUUCACAUUGUGUGAGGGUCUGGUGGAAUAUGCAUGGUUUAGAACAAAAAAGCCACAAUGGUUGUGAAUGAGAGCAAAUUAUAAACAAGCAGUCAUUAGUCAAGUUUCAACAUUAGAUCUAAUACUACUGUUUUCUCAAAUGUUUUACUUUAAUGACAAUAAUAUGUUGUUUACAAUUAAGUAAAAGUUUGACAAAGCUAUUUUUGCCAUGGUUUAUGGUCCAUUCUCCCCACAUGUUGAUUGGCAAUAGGGUUGCCUACCCUGGCUUUAAAAGGUAGACCAUUGAAAUUACUGAAUUAUUCUCUCCACUUUAUCACUUUCACUUUCAUACAUUUCACAAAUAUUUACUGAAUGAUUCAGAUGCUGAAGAAGAGAGUAUCGUGUUCCAUGAUGCUGUUGAAGAUGUGGAACAGUUAUCAGAUGACAGUGAUGAGUCUGGGGAUAUCGCAGGACGUGAUGAAGAAAUCAUCAAGUUAAACAAAGAGAAAGUCAGGUUGACGCAACAACAAGCUAAGAUAAGAGCUAAGCGUGUAAGUUUAUGUGCUGUCCUUGUUGUUUGGCUAAUGGCUAACCCAAAUACUACCAAUGAUGAGUUUAGUUUUACUUAACCAAUAGAAUGGAAUAGAGUUUUUCCACUGAAAAAUACCUGCAAUUCCAUGUUCAUUUUUAAAGGCAAGAAUUAAGUGUAAAUGAUAAAAAAUGAUUAUUAAUAAUAUUGUUGUCAUUGGAAGAAUAAAGUCUGUUAAAUAUUUUAACUAAUUUGAUUUACAAAAUAAUGGAAAUCUGCAUUAUUUUAGAAACUGCAUCAGAUGCUUUUUAUUUUUAAAAAAGUACUUUCUUUCAAAAAGAGAAAAUAUUUUAUAAUAGCUCAAACUUUUUUGAAAAUUUACUCGAUUAACUAGCAGACUGAAAAACAGGCUGUGGCCGAAUUAAAUUUAGGUAGCAUUUUCCCAUUUGAAGGUGAUAUACAAAUUCAGCUGCAGUUUUCUUGAUAUUACAAAUAGAUUAUUAAGAGUAAUAUACCAUUUUGUAGGUAAAUGAAUUUGUUGUAAGAUAGAUGUAAAAUAUUUGUAAAUUUUAUUAUCAGUAGAAAAUUAUUGAUUGUUAAAUUAUAAAUAACAGUAAACCAAUAACAAAAAUUAUAUAAAUGUGCCAACUCACUUGUCAAUUUUGAAUUUCCAAAAUAUUUAAAAUUUAAAGCCUUUCAUAUGGUGGUUUCAAUAUAGUAUAUCCAAUAAUAUGAAAAAUGCACCAAAGAACACAGACAUUUAAUAAUAUCUAGACUUUCAUUUACUUAUGCUUAUAUGCCUUUAGUAACCCUGUAGCUUGUUGCCAUGAUAAACAAGUUUUACAGUUUUUUAAACUAGCUUAGAAGUUAAAUCAAAAUAAAUUAAGAGCUCAUUUUUUUAAACAUUCUGCCCAUAGCAUGUGGUUUGAAAAUAAACACCCUGUUAGUAAAUUAAAAUCUCGGACCACAACGGGAAUAGAAUACUAUAUAUAUUUGACUAAUUUUACUACGACUGGAACAUUGGCGCUGCCAUCAGCUAACUAAAGAAGUGCUCUGGUGCUCACAGCGACUCAUGGUAGUUAACCAGUUAAGACACAUUGAAAUUUACAUAUAUUAAAAAAAAUUAUUAAAUUUGGUUUGCAGGAGCUGUUCCUCAAUUCUAUCAAGUCAAGACGACUGCAGGCUGUGGAAGAAGAUAAAAAAAUUGAUCGUCAUCAUCAAAUUCAAAAGGUGUGAAAAUCUACUUUACAGGACACUGAAUUCGAAGAUUGUCUAAAUUAUAUAAAUUUUCACACUAUCGUGGAGCCAUCAGGUCAUCUUAUAAUUGAGAUCAGUAGCAGCCAAAAAUUGCAUCACAUUUUUGUUUUAAAAAAAAAGAAAAUUAAGGUUAUCAACAAGGCUCAGGAGGUCAUUACGCACCACUGAGACUUUAUUUCAAAAGUGUUGGUAGUGGUUUCCAACAUUGGUCUAGUUAAACUAUGCUACCAUUUUGUCAGAAGAUAAUAGGCAGACAAUGUCAAUUGAACUCCAAGUUAGCUUCAGUCUUUUGAGACUCUCUGCGAUCAAACAUGAAUGGCAGCUGUUGUAUGUGAGUGAGAUUUUACUUUUGUGUUUCCUUUUCCCCAAGAAUAGCUACUCUUAUGGGAUGACAAAUCUAUCAACAUUUUUGAGCCGUUUUUCUUUUUGUAGCCUUUUUCCUUUAUCAAGGGGCAUACAAGUACAAGGCAGAGAGACCAAUUUACCCAUGUUAACUUGAUUUUUUUAUUUUGCAUGGAUGCAUAGAUACAAACUAAAAAAAAAAGCUAUAAAUAUUUGACCCAUAUCAAAGUGAGUCAUAAAGUAGUAUACACUAGACAGGUGAUCUUAUUCAAACGGGCAAAUGUACACCAAAAAAAAUACAUCUUGUAAAUAGAAAACCUGAACCACAAAAACAUAUUUUUUAAUAGAUAUGUUCCAAAUGUUAAAACUUCCAUCUAAAAAUUAACAGUUUUUUAAUACUUGAAAUUUCAUUUUCCAUUUUUGCAAUAGAGGAGGGAGAUGCAGAGAGAAGAAGAAAAGCAACGCUCCACAUUUGUGUUUGAGGAACGGAAAAAGACAAUAGAAAGAUUAAAAGAAUAUAAAAUGGCAAGAUUUCAUCUUUACACUAUUCUAUUGCACAAAUUUUUUGGUCCCAUAAAUAGUUCUUAGUAAUUUAAGAUUUCUCAGAAUUACGUAAUUUAGUUUUUAUGAUCAUCGAGUCUCAUGUGGAUGGGAACUUGCAACUACUCACAUCUUUGUUAAUGCAUUAUGCAAGUUAUAUAAUACUGUAAUAAAUUAAGUCUACCCAAUCCUAAAUUUCAUCAUCUUUAAUAAUAAACUUUGAUAAAGUACAGAAACAUAAAAUCUAAAUUGUGUUCCCUGUUUCAUUUAUUUCCUUCUAGCCGUGUAAGAAUUCAGAAAAGAAAAUAUUUCCAUUUCUAAAAUAAAUUGCUUUAUCUCCUAGAAAUAUGCAAGCCCAGCUGUUAUAAAGCCGCCCAGAAACCAAAAAUCAAGCGUGAAGCAGACAACCACCAAAACAUCUCAGUCCAAGUCUGGCCCUUCUAAACCCACUAUUGGAAUGCAACAGAGCCCAGCCAAGAAUGACCCCAAGCCAUGGAAACAAAAACAGAAAAAGAACCAGUUGGACACCCAGAGUAUUCCUGUCUCCAUUCAUGUAGCCGGCAUAAUAUCUUAUAAGGGGGAUGCAUCAUCUGUGGGUCUCGAUAAUGCAGUUUCCUGCCCUCUUCCUCCACCAACUUCUCCGCCACCACCACCACCUCCUCCACCUCCUCCACCACCACCACCACCUCCUCCACCACCACCACCUCCUCCCCCUCCUUCACUAAAUUUACCAAUUCAAAAAGGAAAUUUUGAUAUCAGUGAGGGUUUUGGAAAACUUAAGAAGGUUGACCAUUCUGAAACAAAAGGGACACCAGCUCUCAUUGACUUAGGUAGCAUUUUGGCAACAAGAUCAAGAUUAAAACCAGCCUCGGAACGCCAGGAUAGAGCAGUGAUGGAAGCUAAUCAUGGUGGGUAAAUGACACAUAUUUAAAAAAAAGAGGAUUGCUUUUUAAAAAGUUUAAUAAAUAUUUUUAAAGAGAAAUUUAAAGGAGCUCCUUGGUUAAAUUUGUCCACAGUUUAGUCACAGAAGUGUCAAAAUUCAAACCACCCUAGAGGGCUACAUCAAGAAAGUUUCAUUUGCUUAAAACGUUGCAGCACACUAACAUGAGCAAAUCUCUAAUGAACAAAUUUUUAUAACUGGACUUAUAAAUUCAAGUUUCCUGUAUUUAAUUAAUUUAAAUUUAAUCUUUUUAAGGUUAGUGGUACAGGUACAGGCUUUAAUGGUACCGGGUACUUUGUAAAAGAUUUCCUAAUUAAAAUGUACAUUUUGCAUCCAUCAAAUCAAGAACAGUUUUACUUUAAAAAUAAUGAGAUGACCCUAAUCUCAAUCUUGCUGCCUAUAAUGAUCUGUUGUCAUCAUUUUAAUUGGCGAAAAAAAAUUAUUUUUUUUUGCCAGCUCCCAAGACAUUAAAAUAUGUACCGGUAGUGUAGCCUUUUUGGGCCCGUUGGACAUUGAUCUGUUUUACAACAGUGUCACCCUGAAUCUUUAAAGUUACAUGUCCUCAGGGUUUCAGCAUGAUAAUGAAAGAAUGUAAUGUUUAAUUUCUAAAUUCAAUGCAGUAUAAUGUCACUAUGUGAUCUGUUUAAGUGUUAUUAGCUACCGGUACCACUACACUUUUCAUUCCUUAAUGUCUCCUAUUCCAAUUAGUGAGCCGAUUACACUGCAGAAUUUGGUGUGCUAUAUCUCCUGGCCCAUUAUCACAAAUUUGGUUUAUAUUUUAAUAUGGUUACUUCUCCAAAAUUCACAUAAAAUUCAUAAAUAAUAAUUUUACCCAUACUAAUACAAAAUUUUUAAAAAUAUUUCACAGUAGUCUACAAAUGUAACAUUUUAAAGUCUUUUUUUAAAUGACCUUGUACUUCACUGUGACUCUAAUCUUAUUUUAGCCCAUCUUUUAUUCUAAAACCUUUAUUUGAAGAUAAUUUAGAAAUUAAUUGAAUCUUCUAUUUCAUGAAAUAGUAAACUAAAUUUAUUCUUUGUUUUAUUAUUUACAAUUUUCAAAUUUUCUUUGUUAUGAUCUGUAUUAAACCAAACAGAACAUAUUAAGAGUGUUAACAAAAUUCCCUCUUUUAAAUUAAAAUAAUGAAUAUUCUCCAAAAUAGCCACUUAAUAUUUCAUAAUCACCAUUCUUAUUUUUUUGGAAUUAUUUCUCAAAAUAGAUCCUUUGGCGGAAAUAUUCAGUAUGAUUAGGUCAGGGGUGACUUUGAGAAAAGUUGAAAUAGAUUCUGCUUCAUCAGACGACAACAUGUGUGCAUCAACAUCUUCCAUUUUCAGCCAUGAUGCGAGAAGCCAACUUCACACUACACUACUAAACAAAAUAAGUCAAGGUGUCCGUGGAUCUUCUCCAGACUCUGAUGAUGAUUGUGAUAGUGAAAAUGACUUUGAUGACUGAGAAGUUUCUUAGCAUGAGUUUCAAAAUAAUGUUGUGACUUUUACUUUUAUGUACAUAACUUAUUUUUACUGUUAUUUUUCUUUUAGAUAAUGAAUCAAAUUGAGACAUGUACUUGGAAUAUUGUUUAACUAAAAUUAAAUUAUUUUUUUGUACUAAAACUAAUUUUAUUACAAUAUGCUUAUACUGUAACUUUCAUUAGUUAUUAAUUAAUAUUGCUUGCUAACAAUAUUUGGAAGAUUGAUGAACAAACCAGAUCUAUUAUUAUCAUCAUCUUACAAUUCAAAUUUGUCUGUUUCUUAUUUAUUGAAACAAUUUACUUUUAUUAAUUUUUUUUUUUUUUAUUAUCUUAUCAUUAAUCAGAGCAACAAAGAAUUAAUGCUUUCUUAUAAGCUAGGAUCUUCAGGUUUCUCCUAGAAAGGCAUUGAUAACUGAAAAAGAUGUUUUCUUGAUGAAGAGAUUACUUGCAAAAACAAUGCUAGAAAUAGUUAUGGCCAUGAAAUGUGUGAUCUACUUUCAUUUUUAAUUAUUUGCAUAAAAAUACUAUUUUACAGGUAUUUUGAGAUUUAUGAUAAAUGAGUGUUAACUUUGCAAUGCAUUAUUUCUUCUUAUAAUGGACAUUUUCUCAAACUAUUGGUUAUUAUCACCUGGCAUAUACUUUUUAACCAGCAAAAAAUUAGAUAAAGCAUUAUAGAAGUAGAAGAUUCUUGAUUCAGAUUAGAAAAUACAGAAACCUGUACACAAAUUGUUCAGGGUUAGUUUUUAAACUGAAAAUUGUGCAAUAAUUUUGUUGUUUAAAUCUUGUAAUUCCAGUACUGUGUCGUGUACUGUAAGCCUACAUUUUUAGCCCAUUUUUUUAGUAUCACACAUUAAAUUACCGGUACAAAGAAUGCUUAACAAGUCAAUUAUUGUAAUGAUGAGAUAAUAUGAUGAGAUAUGUCUGCGAUUUUUUAAGUCUAUCGCUAUUUAUUUUAUUUAUAAUACUACACUAUUCACAUUACAGAGUGACAAUUUUGGAGCUGUUUGAAAAUUGUAAAUAAUUAAUAAAACAAAUAAUAAAUUAUUUUGCCAUUUCAUGAAAUUGUCUUGAAUUUAAAAUAAUUUUUUUUUAAAAACAAAAGCACUUAAAAAAAAAAUUAUUAAAUUU
Molecule: messenger RNA, 14396 nt
Organism: Lymnaea stagnalis (great pond snail)
Lineage: Eukaryota; Metazoa; Mollusca; Gastropoda; Lymnaeidae
Source: the annotation of a GenBank genome assembly